Molecule: messenger RNA, 573 nt
Organism: Cooperia oncophora
Lineage: Eukaryota; Metazoa; Nematoda; Chromadorea; Rhabditida; Trichostrongylidae
Source: the annotation of a GenBank genome assembly
AUGUGUAAACGAGGCACAAGUGUUGAGGACGUGGUUAGCUGGAAACAUGCUAUGUGCCCAUCCCUCUGCAAUGCACUGCGCGACCUUGUUCUUCACGGUUUCCUCGGCUAUGCAUACGAAAGUGUAGAAUACUCGUCCGAAAUUUUGACUCCGAUGCAGAUGUGGUACGUGCAAUCAAACGUCAAUAAUUCGUGGACCCCGCUGUAUUCAACAGCUGUUCACGGAAUAAGUGUGAAUCGCUUCGAAAACAACGUCUUUGACUAUAAAGGGCCUACCGUUUCCAUAUUUCAACUAACAGACGAGAGUAUUUUCGUAUUGGCAACGGAAGAUACGUGGAGACAUAGCGCCAAUCGUUAUGGUGGAUCAGCGACCGUACUAUUCGAAAUUUCGCCAGAGCUGAGAAGUUUCUCUUCUUCUUCGCCUCCCAUAUAUUGUAAUUUCAAAAUACGAUCAGCAGCAUUCGGGCUUUCGUUCUUGGAAAAGAUGAAGAUCGAUAAAGAAAUGAGCAAUGUCACGGCAAUUGAGGUAGGGUUGUCAUAUUGCAGUUAUUUCCAUUUCAAUUUGAGCAUGUGA